Saccostrea cuccullata (small rock oyster) is the source of this 1948-nucleotide messenger RNA. RefSeq names its product ferric-chelate reductase 1-like. The transcript has 14 exons. Lineage: Eukaryota; Metazoa; Mollusca; Bivalvia; Ostreida; Ostreidae. The record is from RefSeq and is a predicted model, not a curated record. Gene Ontology annotation, cellular component: membrane. Bases 262 to 1554 code for a protein of 430 amino acids.
ACUACCAAACGGAAGUGGAGUUAGAGAGGUGUAAACAACUGAACUUCCGAAACUGACCGUUAUCACCAGUAAAAGUUUUACACUGGUUUCAAGCUUAUAUUGCUGAAGUAAAGGAGAUAUGAUUCAGUGAAGUGAUUGAUUGCCAUAAAUACAUUGACCUGCUUCAACGACUUUAAAGUGCAGGUAGAUUAGUCAAUACUACUGGAUGGGCUGGGAUGACAUAUAUUGAACUAUUUGAGGAAUUCUAAGUAUCUUGACGUGAUGUUAACAAUGUGGACAAUUACCUCUCUGUGUUUCUUGUUCUUUGGACAGUUUGUCCAAUCACAAGCUGCUGGACAGUUUUCCCAGGAUCCUGAGUGCGGAAAGACCCGUGGUUGCUACAGCGACUGCGCCAGUGGGUGUACCUAUGAGGUGACCUGGAAGGACAUGGGAAGCUCUGUGGCCUUCACCAUGAAAUUUGACCUUGGGAGUGACACAUCUAGGUGGACUGCCAUUGGACUGUCCCAGGAUGUGAAAAUGGGCAAUGAUGAAGUGGUAGAGUGUCAUAAAGAGCUGUCAGGUGCUGUCAAAAUGUACAGAUCUCAGAAUACGGGAAAACGUCCACCCACCCCUCUAGCGGGGACCGAUUUACAGCCGACCCAGGGGUCAGUAGACGGUAGUGUCCUAUUGUGUGGAUUUAAUUUACUGAAGUCUGCGUCACUCAAUCUUGAUGUCGAUUCCUAUCUUUUCUUUGCCAACGGAGCUUUAUCAGGACCUGACAAAAGAAAACAUUCGACCACACCAAAGAUAUCUCCCAGUGUUGUGGACUUCCAGUCUGUACAAGUUAUUGGGGGAUCAGCUGUUCAAAUCCUCAUCAAGGUUCAUGGUCUGCUGAUGAUUGCGGCCUGGGUAUUCUUUGCCAGUGUAGGGGUGGUGCUGGCCCGGUACUAUAAGCCAGUAUGGGCGGAUAGAAAACUACUUGGGGAAAAGGUCUGGUUUCAGAUACACCGUUUUCUGAUGGUCAUGACUCUGUUAUGUGUUGUGGCUGCCUUUGUUGUUAUAUUUGUACAAGUUGAAGGAUGGAGCGACUUUGGGGAUGCAGAUGAUUUCAAAAAGGCACACCCCUACAUGGGGGUCAUAGUGACUGCCCUGACCAUAAUGAAUCCACUGAUGGCUUUGUUUCGUCCCCACCCUGAUGACAAAAAUAGAAUUAUCUUCAACUGGGCUCACUGGUUUGUGGGAACAACCGCCCGUAUACUUGCAGUGAUCACAAUUUUCAUCGGAGUGACAUUGUCCGGAGCUGAUGCACCAGAAUAUGUAGUAUACAUUCUGGCAGCGUAUACAGCGUACCAGCUAUUUAUAGAACUAGUGCUGGAGUUUCAUGAAUGUUUUGUUGUCAGAGCAAAUAGCAACAGAGAAUCUGUGUAUGAAAUGAAGAAAGUAUCUGAACCUGACCAGAGUUCCUCAGCAGUUGUUCCCCGGGGGGAACCAUUCAAGAAAGUAGCCAUUGGAUUGCACACUCUCAUGAUUCUUGGUUUUACGCUGGCUAUAAUGAUAAGUGUGGGAAUAAAUUAGAUCAGAUAUCAACAGAAAGUGUUCCCUUCCUCACAGGAUAACAUCAUGGUAAACUGAAAAGCUAUACACUAAAUCAAACCAGAGCUAUGAAUAUAAUGUGAUUAUAGUUGAAAUCCUUCCUCUUUAUUGUUUCCAAAUAUGCCCAGUUUUGCAUAAGUAAAUAUACAUUUUUGAUAUUGAAUAAAAGAUAUUAAAGAAUAAGUUGGCAUAAUAGAUUUUUUAUAGACUAUGAAUCUGUAAAUAUGCUGAUCAUUUCAUGUUAUAUUGACUUGUUUAUAUUUAGGUUUUGUUUUCUUUUUAUUUACAUGUAUCUUUUUUUUUAUCAUACAUUGAAAACAUGUACAUUUAGAUUAUUUCUUUAGUUUCUUAGAAAAAAAGUUAAAUAUAUAUUCAA